AUGAAGAAAAGUGAGUAUGAGUUACUGAAAACACAUAAUGAUUCAAGAUUUGUCCGUGAAAUGGCAACAAAAUUUUGGGGAACAGAAACCCUCAAAAAGAGAUGUUUGAAUCCGAUAUUAGCAAACAGAGGAAGAGAAGAUGAUCCUGAUAAUCAAAGAUUAAUUUUAACGCCAGAAAAAUGUAAAGUACUUAAAGCAUGUUUAGCUGACAAAUUAACGGAUUUGAAGGUAGAAGGAAGACAUCGAGCAAAAAGAAUGAAUGCAAUCAACUCAUACCUGCGAUCCAAAUUAUACGAUGUUCAAAGGAAACGUAAAAAUUAAGAUUAAAAUGUGACUAGACUAUUUCAACAAAAUUUUAAUUAUAAUUUGUUUUAGAAAAAAGAAAUACCAAAUUUUAUAUUUAAGAAAACGGGCUAUUAAAAGCCUCAUGCAAAGCAAAAAUUGAGGCUUUCUAUAGAAUAAAGGGACGAGCGCGUGGUUGAAAGGGAUAAUACCAGUCAGGUAGCAGUGAGCGGCUCAGGGCUGAUUGGUAUUAUCCCAUUCAACCACGCGCUCGUCCCCUUAUUCUAUGGAAAUUUUGAGGUUGAGACACUUUUAAAUAAAACUUUUUUAAAUUAAGGCUAAUUUAAAUAAUAUUAUAUA
Messenger RNA from Leptopilina boulardi, 642 nucleotides. RefSeq lists its product as uncharacterized. Lineage: Eukaryota; Metazoa; Arthropoda; Insecta; Hymenoptera; Figitidae. The record is from RefSeq and is a predicted model, not a curated record. The transcript is spliced from 2 exons. Gene Ontology annotation, molecular function: DNA binding. Gene Ontology annotation, biological process: negative regulation of DNA-templated transcription. The coding region runs from base 1 to 321 and encodes 106 amino acids.